AUGCCUAUUCUCGAACAAGAGAAGCACGGACUGCGCCGGAAGUUGACCGCGACCGAGAGCGAAUAUGAAGUCAAGAUCCAGGAACUCUCCGUUGAUCUGCAUCAUGCAAAGGAUCAGCUGCAAGCACAGUCGGAGAUCGCGGAGCAGCGCGAGGCCGUUCGCCAGAGCGAGCGGGACAAGAGUCAGCUGAUCGACCAACUCACGGAACAGAACCAGCGACUCACCACACAGUUGAAAGACAGCUCCAAGCAUGAGCAGCAGCUGGAGCAACAACUACAACUCCUUCGGGAUCAGUUCAACAUCCGAAAGUCGAACAUGUCGGAACAGGUGUCGACGCUGGAGGUGCUGCGGCAGGAGAUCGACAUCUUGACCGACAAGAAGAUCGAACUUGAGCGAAGGAUCGACAGCCUCCUGAGCGACCGUGAGGGACUCAGCGUCAACCUCGACGAAUCCGCCGACAGGAUCCAGAUGCUCGAGAAACAGUACAGGGAGCAGGAGAUCAUGCUCCGCAACAGCCACCGAGAACUCGAGGACCUACGCCACACGAACGAGUCCUUGACGGGUCGUCUGGAGGCCGUGAGUCGAAACUCCUCCUCGCCUUCCAUGGGGCAGACGUCGCUCCUCAACGAGAUGGAUAUGUCGGACCACGAGGCGUCCCGACCCCACUCGCACCCCAGCAUGCAGGAGGACCUCCUGGACAUGGACGAGUUCGAGUGCGACGACCCCAUCAUCUACCCGACUUCGGACGCCGAGACUCUCAAGACCGACACACCUUCUCUGCGUCAGGAGGUGGUGGAAGUGAUCGGCCAGCUGCGGGUUCUGACGGACCAGCUGAGACACCGCAGAAGGAACUCGCUCACGUCCCUCUCCACCAACUCCUCUGAUGAGCUCUCGCCGGAUAAGCUCAAGACCGGCGUCCUCGGAGCUGUAGCGAAGGAACUACGUGGUUUGGUGCGGGACCUCCUUCGUCGGGAGGCCCAGGGGCAGUGUGGUGCAUGCGGGCGCGGAGGAGAGGACCGCGUGCAGCUGGAACAGGAAGUCCACCGCGCUCUCGAAGCUGUUGAUAAGCUGAACAUAGAGCUUAACGAGACCAAAGAUAAACUCAAGGCCAAGAGCGACGAGGCCGAUGAGUUCAGUCAUCAGGUGACACUCGGGGAGGCGCAGCUCAAAGCCGUCACGGAGGAGAGAGACAACCUCAAGCAUGACCUCGAGAACACGCACCUUGCCAAGGACGAACUGGUCAAGAAGGCGUGGGACAUGCGGGACAACGCCGUGGCCCGCAAGAACGCGUGCGAGAUCGAGCUGGCAAGGACCCGCAUCGACGUCAUGCAGAUCAACUCGCAGCUCAUGGAGGCCAUCCAGCAGAAGGUGGAGCUCUCGCAGCAGCUGGAACAGUGGCAGGUGGACAUGCAGCAGCUCCUGGACGAGCAGAUGAGGAAGAAGCUGUCCAAGCUGGAGAUGGCCGCCGGGGCGUCGCGGUCCCAGGUCCACGCCCAGACCAACGGCAGCGACUCCGACUCCUCCUGCAGCGGCAAGACCUCCCCGCGGAAGAACUCGCGCCUGUUCUCCCUCCUGACGACCCUCAAGCGGUAACCCCGAGACGCAGCCUCCAAGAGCGCGAGUCAGUGGCUGGUUAGGGGAAGAAGGAAGAAACUGUAGCUUCAUCAGUGACUAUGUUCAUUCUAUUUUUCUUUAUUCGUGUGAAAGGAACGACGUCAUCAUCUCUGUAACACCUUUUUAAGGAAAACCUGGAUUCUUUCUGUUGAUGUUAUUAGAACUACAAAAAAACAGCGGAUUCACUUGUAAUACUUAAAAAAAAGCAAAAUGGCAUUAUUGUGUAUAUGUUAAAAAAAAUGUUUGGAUAAAAUUCAUGCAAAAUCACUAAUCUACGUUAACACACGCGAGGCCUUUCAACACCAUUUCGAAACUUCAGGGUAAAGGUUCACGGUGUCUCUCUUGUAUGGUUUGAUGGUCGUACAAGGAGCAUGAUAGUCCCGGGAUAGUCGUAGCUAAAGACGACGUUCUCUCCCACAACCACCGUCAAAACCCUGAGCCACCUUUGUGCAUACACAGUCUCUGUUUAGAAUGUAAGAUUUCCUGAUUUAUUUUUCUUUACGAUUGGUCAUUUUUUUCUCCCACACUCGCAGAAAUAAGCCUUAAUAGGUUUAGAAACUCUCCCAAAUGCUACUCACACGAUGGCCUUCCGAUUGAGAAAAAAAUAUAUAUGUUAACAAAGUAUUUAUAGAUAUACACAGUUUAUCUUUCAAAUACUAGAAUGCUACUUCGUAUUUAUCUUUUAUCUUGGCAACAUCACGAGCCGAUGGUUUGGAAUUUUUGAACGUUAAGCUUUAAUUUGAAUAUUUUUCUAACUUGCCGAUAACAAGGUUUUGUUUGUGGCAAAGGGUGAAUUUUCUUUCAGCAAUAGAGACAAAGAGAAAGAAGUUUAAUAUUUUAAGGUUAAGGAAACAUUCUCAUGCAAUAAAAAAAAUACGUUAUGAUAUCUCAUAAAAAGUUUUCUUCUUUGUUGAAAUAAUUUUGGAAUACAUUGCAGGCAAAACAGGCGGGAUGUACAAAGAAGGAGAUUUUAUUGAUCUGAAAAUGAAAAAAAAUAAUCUCUAAAGAAUAGUUUUUAUAGAUAUAUAUUGACGUAGUAAUAAUAUACUGUACUUAGCUGUGAUAUACUGAGCUCUUAUUUAGCUUCUACAUGUUUGCAUUCCCCCUUUUCCGAUUCCAUUUGACCAACUUCCUAGUCUUGACAACACUGAUAAAGCCUCAGUAUAAAUAUUAUACUGAGUUUGAAACAUUUAAUGACGAAGCUGUAAGUGGUAAGCAUUAACAUGGUUUUUUAACACGAUUUACACAUGUAUAUUAAAGCCAUUUUCUUUAGAUUAUAAGUUCUUCGACAUAUGGUCAUGUUCAUGCUUACAUUACUUCAUGAAGCUUAUAUAUUUACGUGUGUUUGUAUUUGCUAGUACAAACACACAAACAUGUAUGCAAGUGUGUAUGCAAGUGUGUGUGUGUGUGUGUGUGUGUGUGUGUGUGUGUGUGUGUGUGUGUGUGUGUGUGU
Molecule: messenger RNA, 3067 nt
Organism: Penaeus monodon (black tiger shrimp)
Lineage: Eukaryota; Metazoa; Arthropoda; Malacostraca; Decapoda; Penaeidae
Product: bicaudal D-related protein homolog
Exons: 14
Coding region: 1-1593 (530 amino acids)
Source: RefSeq, a predicted model, not a curated record